GAUUUUCCAAGCAGAAAGGCACUGAGAACAGUGGAUUUGGCGCAGCGUUGCCGGGCUUCACAGGAUUACUUAUUCACUGUGUUCCUGGAACAGCUCCAGGCUUCCCGGCUCUGCCUCCAGCAUACAAAUUCAUCAAGUACCCACAAGGCUCACAAUCCCCAGAGUAAAGAGAAGGUGAUUCAUACUGAAUGUCACACUGUCUCUGAAGGACCUGCGGGGCUCUGGAAAGACUGAACCGGUAUCCUCUCUUCUACCUCCUUAACGCUUAAUAAGGGUGAUUAAGGCAGCAGACUCAGUCUGGAUGGAUUUCAUUGCUGGGGCCAUUGGAGUGUUUUGGAGAAAGCAUGGCUUAAGCACCUCUGAAAAACAGCAGAGUCGCUGCCCUUUUGAAUCCCAUGUAAUGAUCCAGCCUGGCUCAGGCACCUGCACAAAUAUUGUGCAUCUCCUGUGAGCUAUUGCUUCUGUGGCCAUGGGACAAGCUCAGCAUCUUCAGAAACAGUGACCUGCUGUGACUCCAGAUGGAAAAAACAUGAGAGAACCAUGCUUAGUGACUGUGGAAACUUUCAAUAACCACCAAAUAAGGCUGGAUGUAGUGGAAAGCAGCUCAUCUGUAAGGAUGUCCUUCCUGGCCAAUAAAACUGAGCAGGAGGUUGGACUAGAGACCUCCUGAGAUUCCUUCCAACUUGAAUUUUCCCAGAAACUCUGAGAACUUCCAGCCUGAAUUUUCUUAUUUUCCCAUGCAUGAUCAUAGGAAAUAGCCCUUGUUAUCUUGGGAGACUUCAACUUACCAGAUAUCUGCUGGAAAUACAACACAGCAGAGAGAAAGCAGUCUCGGAGGUUCCUGGAGCGUGCGGGAGAUAACUUCCUGACGCAGCUGGUGAGCGAGCCAACCAGGGGAGGUGCCCCGCUGGACCUGCUGUUUACGAACAGAGAAGGCCUCGUGGAUGAUGUGGUGGUUGGAGGCUGUCUUGGGCUCAGCAACCAUGACAUGAUAGAGUUUUUGAUUCUUGGAGAAGUAAGGAAGAGGGUCAGCAAAACCGCUACCCUGAACUUUAGAAGGGCUGACUUUGGAUUGUUAAGGAGUCUGGUUAACAGAGUCCCUUGGGAGGCAGUUCUGAAGGGCAAAGGAGUCCAGGAAGGCUGGAUGUUACUAAAGAAGGAAGUCUCAAAGGCACAGGAGCAGGCCGUCCCCAUGUGCCGUGGUCUAAGCACAGCAGUGGGUUAUCCGCUGGACACAGUCAAGGUGAGAAUUCAGACCCAGAAGCAUUACAAUGGGAUUUGGCACUGCAUUCAGGAAACAUACAGGACAGAAAACGUCUGGGGAUUUUACAGAGGCGUGUCUGCAUCUGUCCUCACGGUAUCGGUGAUUUCUUCUGUUUCAUUUGGCACGUACAAAAACUUCCUUUGUGCCAUCUGCAAGCUGCGAUACGGGGCUGCAGAUGCGAAGCCGUCCAAGCUGGAUGUUGCCCUUGCCGGUGGUGCUGCUGGUGCUGUCCGGGUUGUGUUGAUGACCCCUAGUGAAGUGGCUAAAGUUCGCAUGCAGACUCAGAGGAAGCCACAUCCUUCUGUCACAUCUCCCCAGCCUGUUUCCAAGCCAAAGUACCGAGGAUCUCUCCACUGUCUGAAGCUGAUCGCCAAGGAGGAAGGUUUUGGGGGUCUCUACAAGGGCUGCUCUGCAUUGCUUUGCAGGGAUUGCGCCUCUUCUGCAAUCUAUUUCCUUACCUAUUCCGCUCUCUGUGACUGGCUCACACCAGCUGGGAAAAAUAAACCAGGUUUCCUUGUUGUGCUGCUUUCUGGUGGUUUUGCUGGAGUCCUGGCCUGGGGAUUAGCUACUCCCAUGGAUGUCAUCAAAUCACGGAUGCAAACAGAUGAAUUGGACCAGCACAAGUACAAAGGCCUCAUCCACUGUGCGAGAGAGAGUGUGAGAAAGGAGGGUGCAAAAGUGCUUUUCAAAGGACUGGGUUUGAACUGCAUUCGUGCCUUUCCUGUGAACAUGGUGGUGUUUGUAACGUAUGAGGCUGUACUGAGAUUUACAGGUCAUUAUACAAACAAAAAAUAGGUUGUGCCACUCUGUUCAGCAGAGUAGUUUGUUUUUUUGUAACACAACAUCCACAAACAAGGGCUGAGCACUGUCUCCUUUGAUGGACAGCAUAAGAAGCACAGACAUUUCAGCACAAAGCUGGAUGACCAACAGCUUUGUUUUAUAUCCUAUAAGAAUAGGAUUACAAAAUCAUCAGGGAGUGUUGGACUUAUACACAGCCUCUCUCCCCUUUAUGUUGUUAGUGUAUUUGGGCUGUCGCUGCUGCUUAGGGUCUUGAAACAUUUGCAAAUAUAUAUGUUCUAAAAA
Molecule: messenger RNA, 2347 nt
Organism: Phalacrocorax carbo (great cormorant)
Lineage: Eukaryota; Metazoa; Chordata; Aves; Suliformes; Phalacrocoracidae
Source: RefSeq, a predicted model, not a curated record